This is a messenger RNA of Aspergillus calidoustus, 1338 nucleotides long. NCBI's taxonomy places the organism in Eukaryota, Fungi, Ascomycota, Eurotiomycetes, Eurotiales, Aspergillaceae. The record is from the annotation of a GenBank genome assembly.
AUGGAGAUCAUCCCAGUAGCAUUGCCUGAUCAACUGAAACCCAUCAACAUCAUUCGAACACGAACCUGCUUUAUCCUAGACAAACGCCUAGACGAAAAUAUCCUCAAGGAUGCUCUCAACGAGCUAAUCCGGACUCAUGGAGGAAACAAGCGACUGGAGUACCACCUCCCGGAAACCUUUGAGGAGCAAUACGUCCUCUUUAGUUGGAGCUCGAAGGAAGAUGAAAAGUCCUUCUGGGACAUUGCCUCCUCGCUGGAUGUGCACGAUUGCAAAGGAGUCACCUUUCUACCCCCGGUCGAUGCCAUUGAAGACGCCUUUAUACCAUCCACCUGGCCUACAAGCCGGAAAGACGAGCCGCCCGAUGCUCCUUUACUCUACGUCCAUCUUACAUUUGCUACCGACGCGACGGUUAUCGCUACGAGCUUGCCACACACGGUGGCCGAUCAAUAUGGACUUGGGAACGUCAUGAAGGCCUGGCUUGGUUUAGUCGAGGGGGAAAUUCCGCCGCCAAUGGUUGGGCAUAGCGAUGAUGCGCUCCCCAAGUCCAAACCAUAUAAUGCAUUCCCCAAGAACGUGGUCUUCAGGAAGGGGAGAAUGAGGGUCCGACGAAGAAUGGAGCAUUUCUUUGUGAUUCUGGGACUUAUCCCAGACAUUGUCAAAUACAAGGAGGAGCCCGCCCACAUUGUCUUUUUCCCGCGGCGACUUAUCCGGUCGCUGCAGGAACGGCAUCAACAUGUGUUGAGGGACACCUAUGGACCUGAUACUACCAUUAGUGAGGGGGACAUACUCACCGCUAUUAUCACCAAGUUUUCGCGCAUGUAUGAUAGGAAACCGCGAACAAUAGCACUCUUCCAAUCCAUCAACUUGCGAGGCCGACACCCCGAUCUUCCCAUCGGCGAAAGCGACGGUUUCAUCCACAACAGCCUGCACUACGCAACCGCGCGCUUCCGAAUCAACGCAUCCACCCCCGUCAGCGAGAUCGCGUACUGGAACCGACAAGCCAUCAUCCAGGCCCUGAGGGAAGAGGACAUCGACAUCGGCAUGUCCGUGACUCGAGAAAUGGUACGCCGCGGACAACCAAUCCAUAUCUGCGAACCCUUUGAGAGGUUCUACUCCAUAUCAAACUGGUGCGGUGCGUGGAAAGGGCUGGACUUUCGCGGCGCUGUUGCUGUUGAAGAGCACGGGCAGGAGGAGCGCACCUUGCUCGAUGUCGAUAUGCUUGUUGUAGGACAGGGCAAUAAGCGCGGCGCGCCGCGGAGAUUCCGCACAAGCAUCAUGUGUAAGACCAGCGAGGGCUUCUACUGCGACUUUUCGGCUCCCCUAAGGGCAUUGAGCUGA